GAUAGUAAGGUAGUACUACUUCCUGGGCUCUUUCCUACCUCUUGGGAGGGCUAAGCUAGUGCUCUUUGCUACCAAACACCUUUUUCCUAUUGACAGCAUCCCACCCAUCUGGGCAGGAAUAGGCAAAGGGCCUGACAAGCACGGAGCCAGGCUCCUACUGCCAACAACCAAAGAUUCCACAUUUCUAUGGGAUGGAAAGAGCCCCUGGGAAGCCAGAGCCAGCCCCUCCCUGCUGAGCACUGAAGACUGACGCAAAGCAGGGAACGCUGUAGCUGUCUACAGUGGAAAGUUGGAGCCCUGGUGUGUGGCAGGCGGAUGGAGGAGCAGAAAGCAGCUGGGGAGAGUAAGACUCAGAGGACCUGCUGGGGCAAGGCUAGGACAAUGCAGUUCCUGGCUUGGCUAAUGGUAGCCACUUGCCUCCUCCCUGGGGUGACUACAACUCAGCACCAUGCAGGGCAGUCCAUGGACAGCACCAUCGUGGGAGGUGGCCUGCAGAAGCCAGAGGCCCCGGAAGUGAUGUUUGAGCUGCUCUGGGCUGGGCUGGAGCUGGAUAUCAUGGGGCAGCUGCACAUCCAGGAUGAGGAGCUGGCAUCCACACGUCCAGGUCGCCGACUCAGGCUCCUCCUGCAGCACCACGUGCCUAGUGACUUGGAGGGAGCUGAGCGGCAGCUGCAGCAGUUCCAGAGCCUGCGGAAGGGACCUCCUCUUAGCCCCUGGGACUUUGAACAUCUGCUCCUCACAGGCCUGUCCUGUAUCUACCGGCUCCACGUGGCUAGCGAGGCUGAGGCACGAGGUCGCUGGACCCAGGUCUUCACCCUCCUGGCACAGGAAACACUCUGGGACCUGUGCAAGGACUUCUGCCCGCAGGGCCAACCCCCUUCUCUGGGGCCCUGGGCCUCUACCCUUGACCCCUUGCCCUAACCCUCCCCUUCUGUCUGUCAUUCUCCCUCCCCCCACUCCUCACCUUAGCCAGACCCAUUUGGGCAGGGGCUUCCAUCUGGCACCUGGUUCUUCCCACUGUGUUCAGGCCUCUGGGCUUGGCUUGUACCCAGGACCCCGCUUACCCCUCCCUCAUAUCUCCUUCCUGGGCCCAUGCUCUGGGGCUUAGGCAGCAGGCACAGACCUAAGGGCAGGACUUGCAGGCAGUGUGUGUGUGUGUACUGAGAUCAGGGUUGAGAAGUGUGUUUAAGAAAUGCUGAAAGGGAAGUUGCUCCCAAGUAAGGCCAGGUCAGACCCUCCAACUCUUACUCUGACAGUCCAUGAGAGGUCCUGUGGAAUCUACAGGGAAGUUGCAAGUGCUCAGUGCCCAGUCCUGCUUUAGGUACCCUCUUAAACCCAACCAAGGCUCUGGGGUCCCUGAGUCUCCAAGUCCCCAUCUGGGCUAGGAGAAGAGACUAAACAGACUGGACAUUUUUAGUUCAGCCUGUUGGAGGAUAGGAGGGAAGUAGGUGGAGGACUAUUACCUUUUCCCUAGCAGAUGUUUUUUGGUGCAUCUCAACAAGACUCAGAGGAGGGAAUGAGGCUGGGAGGGGACUGAGGCAGGCUGGUGUAGCCCUGAUCCUGUGUAACUCACCCCAUAAAAUGUUUCCU
Molecule: messenger RNA, 1590 nt
Organism: Camelus dromedarius (Arabian camel)
Lineage: Eukaryota; Metazoa; Chordata; Mammalia; Artiodactyla; Camelidae
Gene: FAM180B
Product: family with sequence similarity 180 member B
Exons: 3
Coding region: 316-921 (201 amino acids)
Source: RefSeq, a predicted model, not a curated record